This is a messenger RNA of Lactuca saligna, 1371 nucleotides long. The record is from the annotation of a GenBank genome assembly. Lineage: Eukaryota; Viridiplantae; Streptophyta; Magnoliopsida; Asterales; Asteraceae.
AUGGAUAUUAGCAAUAACCUUUUUAUAGGUGUGAUCCCUGAUUGGAUAACCAACAUCAGGGGAUUGACUCAACUUGUGGUGAGAAAUAAUAGUUUCAAAGGCAGGUUUCCUUGUGGAAUAGCACAAUUCUCUGUUCUUGAUAUCUCACAAAAUUAUUUCUCUGGGCCCAUCCCAUCCUGCUUAUUAAAAUUUCAAAUUUCAAAUAUGCAGCAUCUUCAUAUGGGUUCCAACAGAUUUACUGGAUCGGUACCUAAAUUCUUUCGUAGUUUGACUAUUAUUUUGACUUUGGACAUCAGCAACAAUGAUUUGUCAGGCAGGAUUCCUAAAUUUCUUGGCAAACUAUCCACUUUAAGGAUUCUUCUUUUGAGAAAAAAUAAAUUUAGUGGUUCUAUUCCAAAGCAGUUGUGCAAAUUACGUGAUGUGAGUUUGUUAGAUCUAUCGAAUAACCAUCUUUCUGGUUCAAUACCUAGCUACCUUCAAAACAUUACCGGGGGGUAUGACCUUGCUUUCAUAAAAAGAGGCAGAUGGGGAUUUGGAUUUUCCAUUGAAUCCUCUUACCAUUAUGAGAGUACUAAUUUUGGGUUUCGUCCGUCGAUCCCCACUAGUGAAACAGUGGAAACACAAAACGAAGUUGAGUUCACAACAAAAACGCUCUUUCUCCACUACAAGGGUGACAUCCUUGAUUACAUGACAGGAUUGGAUUUAUCUUGUAACAAACUCACAGGUGAGAUUCCAGGAGAACUAGGGUUGCUGAGCCAGAUUCGGGCUUUGAACCUGUCUCACAAUCAGCUGACUGGACCAAUCCCAGUGAACUUCUCAAAUCUUGCGAAUAUUGAGAGCCUGGACCUUUCUUCAAAUGGAUUGACCAGCAUAAUUCCAUCACAACUGGUUCAGCUGACUUUUCUAGAAGUUCUUAAUGUUUCUCACAACAAUCUAUCGGGUAGACUCCCAGAAAUGAAAGCACAGUUUGGGACCUUUACAAAGGCUAGCUAUGAAGGCAAUCCACUUCUUUGCGGACCACCGCUGGAGAAUAAAUGCACGAUAGAGCCACAGGUAACCGAUCCAUCUCUUAAAGAAGAGAGCUCUGAGAAAUGGUAUGAUAUUGAUAUGGUGUGUUUCUAUGGAAGUUCUAGUGCAACAUGUGUUGUGUUCUUGUUGGGAUUUGUCGGGCUUCUUUACGUCAAUCCUUACUGGCGCAGAAGGUGGCUAGACAUGGUUGGAGAAUGUACCAACUUGUCGGGUGGGAUUCAUAAAUUUUUUGGUGAUCUAUCUUAUUUAAGGAUUCUUCUUUUGAGGAAAAUGCUCCUAUUCCCCGGCAGCUUUCUCAGUUACGUAUUGUUGAGUUUCUUAGAAUCCAAAUACAAUGUUUAA